This is a messenger RNA of Salvia hispanica, 1592 nucleotides long. RefSeq lists its product as uncharacterized. Gene Ontology annotation, molecular function: lipid binding. The record is from RefSeq and is a predicted model, not a curated record. Lineage: Eukaryota; Viridiplantae; Streptophyta; Magnoliopsida; Lamiales; Lamiaceae.
ACCGCAGACUCUUCUCUUUUUUCUCUCUCUCUCUAACACCUAACCCAUGUAGCUAGCUGACUCCAUUGAAAGCUGCGUGAAACGAUAAUCCCUCGUUGUUUCGGCAAUUUUCACAAAUGGAAGGGGGGUGGACAGGACUGAGCUAUAAUGCUAUGGAAUUCUUCAAUAGCUCCGCGCUGAUGGAGGCCUUCGUCGACAUCUUCGUCUGCGCGGUUCCGAUUUGGCUGGCGGUCAUGAUCGGCUUGUUGAUCGGCUGGUCCUGGCGCCCGAGAUGGUCCGGAUUGCUCUUCCUCGGCCUCCGAUCCAAACUCCGCUACGUUUGGACCCUGCCGCCGGGCCUCGGCGCGCGCCGCUUCUGGCUCGCCUUCACGGCGCUCUCCGCCUUCUCGCUUUGCCGCGGCCUCUGGUUUAGAUCCCGUGGAAUGACGCGGAAGGUGGAGAAGGAGGCGGCGUCGAAUUUGCCUCCGACGCCGGCCGCCUCUGCUCAGGAGUCGGUUGAUAAUGGUAGCUGCCGCGAUAUUAGCAGCUCUCUGACUGGAGCUCUUGAGGGAGAAUCCAAUGUUGUCACAGAAAAAGACUUGGAACACCUGUUAAAGCUUCUUAAUGUUAAAGAUGGAGACAUGGCGUGGCAAAGCAUGAUGGAGCGCUCCCCAACAAACAUGCAUUACCAAGCUUGGCGUCAUGAGCCUACGAAUGGCCCAACAGUUUACCGAAGCAAAACCAUCUUUGAGGAUGCAACUCCGGAGCUUGUCAGAGAUUUUUUCUGGGAUGACGAGUUUCGGCCUAACUGGGAUCCUAUGCUUGUAUAUGUCAAUAUACUGGAAGAAUGCCCCGAGAGAGGGAUGAUGAUAAUGCACUGGAUUAAGAAGUUCCCUUUCUUCUGUAGUGAUCGUGAAUAUAUCAUUGGUAGGAGAAUAUGGGAACAAGGAAACGCAUAUUAUUGUGUGACAAAGGGAGUACCAUAUGCAGCUUUGCCAAGGCUUGACAAACCAAGGCGUGUUGAUCUCUAUUUUUCGAGCUGGGUUAUCAAGCCUGUUCAAUCGCGUAAAGAUGGCCAGACAUCAGCAUGCGAGGUCAAUCUCGUUCACUAUGAAGACAUGGGGAUCCCAAAAGACGUUGCUAAGCUAGGUGUUCGUCACGGGAUGUGGGGAACUGUGAAGAAGCUACAUGCUGGCUUUAGAGCAUAUCAGAGUGCUAGAAAGCAAGAGUCAUCAUCACUAACCAGGUGUGCUAUCAUGGCAAGAACUACCACAAAAAUCUCGUGCAACGAAGGAGCUGAUCCUAAGGAGCAAGAACCCGAUGAACGAGAGCAAAGUGAGUUGGCAGGAGUGAACAGGCAGAGAGGUGGCUGUGGAAUCGAUUGGAGGUGGGUAGCGAUAGGGGGAAUGGUGGCUGUUGUUUGCGGGCUACAAACCGGUGUGUUCGGGAGAGCGAUGGUAAUUGGGGGAGCAGGGCAUAGGAUUGCCGCGAGACGAGGUAAUAGGAGGCGAUAGAUGUAUGAAAAAGAGGCUUUAAGAAACAAGUAAUGCAACUAUGAGAGGGUAUUCUAUCUUGUUACACAUUUGAUUAUUGCUCUAGUUUUGGAUGUUUCA